Molecule: messenger RNA, 3252 nt
Organism: Paramuricea clavata
Lineage: Eukaryota; Metazoa; Cnidaria; Anthozoa; Malacalcyonacea; Plexauridae
Source: the annotation of a GenBank genome assembly
AUUGGUUUCGGUAAAGGAAUGCCGACAAGCACCGUGUGGGUUGGGGGUCUGGCAACUAAUAUCACGGAAGAUAUGCUGGACCGUCACUUCACGCGCUAUGGUCGUAUCAAAGGACUGGGACUAGACCGGAAACGAGGUUACUCUAUGGUAUCAUUUGAACAUAUUUCUGGCUCAACGUCCUGCCAUAACGACCUGAAAGAGAGAACUUUGUUUGGCAAGCGAGUCCGGGUAGGUACUGCUGAUGUACUGAGGAGGGUGAAUUGAACAUCUUGUUGGUAAUGCACCAUUCCCCAAUUAACCAAAAUUUUGAUCUCAACAAGUUUAGACAAAAUUCCAUCAUAGCAUGAAAGAGCAUCACAAAAUUAGUAAUAUUCCAAAGUUUCGUUGCGAAAUGUUGUAAAAUGCGGAUAAUAUAGCCUUGCGAAAUUUGCAAUUUUCAGUCAUUUUAGAUUAUAAAUGGGAAAUGGUUACCACUUUUCCAAAAUUUUGAUCUUAACUAGCCUAAACAAAAAUUUCAUCACAGCUUGAAAGAGCAUCACAAAAUUAGUAAUAUUCCAAAGUUUCGUUGCAAAAUGUUGUAAAAUGCGGAUAAUAUAGCCUUGCGAAAUUUGCAAUUUUCAGUCAUUUUAGAUUAUAAAUGGGAAACGGUUACCACUUUUCCAAAAUUUUGAUCUUAACUAGCCUAAACAAAAAUUUCAUCACAGCUCGAAAGAGCAUCACAAAAUUAGUAAUAUUCCAAAGUUUCUAUUACGCACAGAAGUGGUAACCAUUUCCCGUUUGUAAUCUAAAAUGACUGGAAAUUGCAAAUUUCGCAAGGCUAUAUUAUUCGCAUUUUACAACAUUUUGCAACGAAACUUUGGAAUAUUACUAAUUUUGUGAUGCUCUUUCAAGCUGUGCUGAAAUUUUUGACCAGACUUGUUGAGUUCAAAAUCUUGGUUAAUUGGGGAAUGGUCCAUUAAAAGAGGCUUACAUUUAUCUGCCUUUGGUGUCAUAACGUAAUUGACUUCUAACCGUGGGUUGACAGAAUCCAAGCACAAUUUGAAUUCACAAUUGAAAACAUCAAUGACAUUUAAGACUUCAAGCAUGCAUAAGUUUAUAGCUACACUUGACUUUAUAUACUUAUACCAAUAUUGAUGCAGCUUUUAUUCAAGCACUUUUUGGGCUUGCAGCUUUAGAUAUCAUUAUGCUCUUUAGAUUUCCUUAUUUAAUAUCUUUAGUAUAUAAUAUUUUAUUUAGCUUAUGUAAUAUUUGUUGCUUCAAACGUAUACAUUUCACAAUCUACACUGCGAAAAAUCCCUGAAAAUUUUGACUACAAUUUCAAACAAUGCACCAUGCAAAUUUUAUUGUAUAUUGAUAAUACCAUUCCCUGUCCUUAUAUUAUACAGGCAAUCUAUAAAUAUAUCGCUCAAUAUCGCCUAGUUUAUUGCCUCAAAUUAUCGCCUAAUACCGUGAUUCAUCGCGGUGACAUUGGCGUAGGUCAGGCCUUACAUACAAACAAGUGAAUCCUGAGACUCUGGGAGCAAAUAAUACCGGAAGAAAAAUCUUCCCAUGUAUAAUGUUGAACAAAAGGCUUAAUAUUGCGGAAGUACUUGAUAUUUUCAACUACAUUCGAAAGAGCUUAACUUUAAGUCCCAAUGGAGGAUUUAACUUAAAUCUCCUUCAUCUCUGUUUAGCCUUGGGUGUAUUUAAUUUCCCAGUAUACAGAUUCUGUAAUUGACUUAAAUCAUGCCACCAUGCCAAACGUAUAUGCCUGACUAUAUAUUGAUGUAUGAAAAUGCAAUUAAGAACUGCACAGCACUUAUGGACGGUACAAUUUAUAGAAAUAAUAUACAAAGCUAUAUAUAUAUAUAAGACGCUUGGGGCAAAAAUAUCAAACAUUUCUGAGAAUCCUGCUUGAAAUAAAACGACAUGUUCAUCAUGUCAUUUAUACGUUUUGUUAGUGAAAUGACCUAAUUUGGUUAUAACUUCAACGAACCUCUUUUGCCACUAUAUGCUAAAAUUUUACUUGACCAUCUUUUUUGAAAAAUGAAAAGGCUAAAAAUAUCAAUACUAACAUAGUUAGAGUAACAAAACAUUUUAUAUUCACGCAUACUCGCAUUUUACUUUUAACGAUUUCUAUACAAAGCCAGCUUUGACAAUAAUAUCAAAUAAAAUGUAGACCUAUAUCUUUAUGACUAGCUUAUCCCAUUUUUUUUUCGCUUUUACUUAUAGCUUUGCGCUAGGUGGGAUCUCUGUCAAGUGGGAUAACAUAUUCCAUAUGAAGUUAUCGCACCUAUGACCGGGAUGGAAGAUACAAUUUUGUUGAUAUUUCUUAACUUUGGGAAUUAACGUCAAACACCUUAGAAACAUAAGAAUAUGUCGUGAGGCCUUCGCAUUGACAUGUCACCAAACAGAGACUUUACAGGACAAGCUCUUCAGUUGAUGAAAUAUUGAUAUUUGAAACAAAUAUGCCGUAUACAUGCGGGUUUUUUUUUACCACAACUAAAGCGAUAACAAGCUUAUCCAUGCAGCUACAACUUAAUAUAGGCAUUUUAUGCAAAUUUUUAGCAUUGUCAAAAAUGCUUGUUCGAUUUAAAACAUUGAUAUGAUCUCAUUUUAUGCUGCAUAAAAAUCCUGUUGAAAAAUAUCAAAAUUUAAGGUAGCCCUUUCUGGAUACGAUAAAAUUUAUUUGAUGAUAGCUGUUCUAGUUUUUCUGCUGUAUUAAAUCAGUGUAUAGUUUUGUUGUUUGUUUUUUUUUUGUUUUGUGAGGCGCCGGUAUAUGAGGCUACAAAGAGAAAGUAGUCCAAGGUUUUAAUGACCUUUCUUUCUUACAAAAUAGAAUCCGGUAAUCUCGAAUCAACCAAAGUGGCCCAAAAAGACAACACGUCGACAAAUGAAAAAUGUGGCUCGCCUCAUAAGAAACGUCGAGUGCUGUUCACACAGGGGCAAGUGUACGAACUCGAGAAAGCAUUUCGACGCCAGAGGUAUCUCUCCGCGCCGGAACGCGAAGAACUGGCACGAGGUCUAGACAUGACUCCGACACAGAUUAAAAUAUGGUUUCAGAAUCACAGAUACAAGUACAAAAAACAGCAGCGAAAUUUGGAAAGUUACAAUCUGAUGGCACAGCAAAGGGCUUUCGUGUCGCCUAUGAACCGGGAAGCAUACUUGAAUUACAUGUGGUCCUUGCCUCACGCGGCGCAUGCGCACAAUUACGGAUACGGAUAUUACACUGGCGCACAGCAUCAUGGAUACCCAAGUUACAACGUGUUAUGA